CGGAUUUCCACUGGCACUUAGGUCUAUGAGCGCUUGACCUGUUCCAAUGGAGAAUGGGAAAGUACAGUAUUUUCAUAGCCAGAUGGAUUUGGCUGCUUGCCUGUUGUGUGUCUUUCUAUUGCCUAGUACAGUAUGUAUCAAGACAUGACAACUCGGAAGGACUCACGCGAGUGGAAAGAGCUUUGCCACCUUGGCUUCCGUAUGGUAGCAACGACGUCAGGAAUAAGACCGUAGAAGAAGAUUAUGAGUUCAACCCCUCUCAACACAAUCGGUCGGCAUUCUUCGCUACCGAGGUGCUUACGAGUUGUCCUAUCAAUCUUAAGAAACGGAUGAAAUGCAACGCCGACGCAAAAGCACCACCAAAGUUGAUUCUUUCAUGGAAUGUUGGAGCCACACAAGAGAAUUUGGGCGGAUGUCCAGAUUGGAACUGCGAAUUGACUCAUGACAUGAAGAAGCUCAAGGAAGCUGAUGCGGUUCUAUUUUAUGAAGGAGUCGAUAUUAAUCGCACAUCCAACCAGUACUUCAUAUAUUUUAGUCAGGAAUCGCCAAAAAAUAGCAGAGCCAAUAUUCCUUAUGAUAGCUUUUAUAACAUGUCGCUGGGAUUCCGACACGAUUCACCAACAUCAUCGCCUUACGGUUACACAGUCAAGUUAUCAGCACGAUCUCGGCUUAGCAAAGAAGUAGUCGACAUGACGCGGGUCAACAAAAAAAGCAAAGGAGCCGCUUGGUUUGUUUCACACUGCUAUACGAACAGCAAGCGAGAGAAGUACGUCGAGCAGUUGCAGAAACAUUUUCCUGUUGAUAUCUAUGGCGGCUGUAGUCAGCUAAAGUGCGCAAGAGGAGGAAAAUGUGAAAAUGCUUUAGACGAUGAGUAUCACUUCUAUAUCGCUUUUGAGAAUUCAAUCUGCAAAGACUAUGUCACUGAAAAACUAUGGAAUCAGGGUUAUCGACGUGAUGUUGUUCCUAUAGUGCUCAAGAGAUCGCUGGUCGAGAAAAUUGUGCCUCCGCAUUCAUUUAUUGCUGCCGACGAUUUUAACACAACAAAAGAUCUUGCUAAUUAUUUACGUUAUCUUAUGCAAAACAAAAGUGCCUAUACAGAAUAUUUCAAUUGGCGGCGGGAUUAUAAAGUAGUAUUUCUUGACGGCAAUGCCCAUGACUCGCUGGAACGACCAUGGGGUUUCUGUCAGAUCUGCCGAUUAAUAUGGGAGAAUCCUCGGCCACAUUAUUCAAUACCAAAUUUCAAAAAAUACUGGGACUGGUCGUGCGAGAAAGAUGGAGAACUAGUCGAUAGAAUUCUGGAAAACGAAAUAGGAAGUUCAGGUAAACAUCUGGUCUUAUCCGCGGGUAAAUCAACAGCACAAAGCUCAAGCAAAUAAAGAAGUUCAAAUAAAGUUUUAUAUUACUCCACUACUCCUCAGGAUAUCUGUGAUGAUUUUUACUGUGAUAAUUACAUUCCAUGCGUCCUUCGUUUUGCUGAC
Messenger RNA from Cylicocyclus nassatus, 1478 nucleotides. The record is from the annotation of a GenBank genome assembly. NCBI's taxonomy places the organism in Eukaryota, Metazoa, Nematoda, Chromadorea, Rhabditida, Strongylidae.